Molecule: messenger RNA, 3355 nt
Organism: Austrofundulus limnaeus
Lineage: Eukaryota; Metazoa; Chordata; Actinopteri; Cyprinodontiformes; Rivulidae
Gene: pde4a
Product: phosphodiesterase 4A, cAMP-specific
Biological process (GO): signal transduction
Molecular function (GO): 3',5'-cyclic-nucleotide phosphodiesterase activity
Source: RefSeq, a predicted model, not a curated record
GAGAGAGAGAGAGAGAGAGAGAGAGAGAGAGCUGAGAUGAAGCCAAUGUUUGUCGUCGAACUCCAGCAAAUAUGAGGAUGAGGAGAUAAUGGACCGGACCGAGAAGGAUGGCUGAACCUCUGCAACUCUCCAUCUGGCUCGUUUACAUGUUGCUGAAAACCUGCAGCAGAGAGAACCCGGACAGCAGGGAAACAAAAGCUCGGAUCAGAUUUUUGUGUAAAUCUUCACACCAUCCUGACUUCAUCCCUGAAUUUUAUUUUGGCUCGCUCCUCGGGAUUUUUUCGUUUUCUUCUUUGCGUUCUGCUUGCGCGCACAAACAUUCUUACACGAGCCAUGAUAGAUGAAGUACUUUUUUUUUUUUUAGAAAUUAGAUUUUAGCUGAACGGAGAGGCAGAUCCGCACAGUAAUAAUAAAGAGAGAGAGGGAGGAGGAGAGGAGGAGGGAGAGGGAGGGAAGCCAAGGUUUCUGGUGUCUUUGCAAUACGCGGCUGAUAAAAAGCAAUAAAUUGUCUAAAAUAAACACUGUCGUCCGGCUGUGCGCCAUGGGCGACGAGGCGUCAAACUUCAGGAGACGCAGCAGGACUGGUGCCUCAUCACCCGAGACCAAGACUGUUGAGGACCACGGCAGCGCGGAGAUUCUGGGAUGAACCGAACCUGGACCCCGAAAAGCCAUGAGAUUACAGAUUGCUGACUGGUUUGACAGGUUCCCACUGUGACGGGUUUUCAUGUUCCUCAGCAAACAGGACUCAGUUCUCUGGUCACUUUGAUUUGUUCAAGUGGCAGGAAUAGGGACAUGAAGCGCUCCGCUUCGUGCUUCAACUAAAUUACAGCCAUAUUACUUCUUUUACAAGUUUAAAAAGGGAUCUUUUAUUUGUUUAAUUAGAUUUUUUUCCCUCGUUAUUAUUAUUAUUWUUUUUUUGGCACAAUGAUGGAACCGCCGCCGUGCUCGAAGAAGAGCCUGUCCCUGUCGCUUCCGGUUCCCCGGGAGGGACAGGCGACCCUGAAGCCCCCGCAGCAUCUGUGGAGGCAACCCCGGACCCCGAUCAAGAUCAAGCACCGGGGCUACUCCGACACCGACCGGCACCACCACCGGCACAUGGAGCGCUCCGACGCCGUGGACACGAGCGACCGACCCGGACUGAAGAAGUCUCGGAUGUCCUGGCCGUCCUCCUUCCACGGGACCACGAACACGUCGAUCGGAAACGGUGUCGGGAAUAAACGCUUUGACGCAGAGAAUGGUCCCUCACCAGGCCGCAGUCCCAUGGACUCGCAGGCGAGUCCUGGGUUGGUGCUCCACCCGUCGUUUCCUCAGAGCCAGCGCCGGGAGUCCUUCCUGUACCGCUCCGACUCCGACUACGACACGUCCCCCAAAACCAUGUCCCGCAACUCCUCCAUCAACAGUGAGGGGCACGCCGAAGACAUGAUCGUCACCCCCUUUGCUCAGGUGUUGGCCAGCCUACGAACUGUAAGAAGCAACUUCACCAUCCUCGCCAAUGUCACAACACCCACUAACAAUCACCAGUGACCAGCCAACCCACUGUUCCCCAAGCUACACUCUCUGAGGAGACGUACCAGCAGAUGGCUCGGGAGACUCUGGAGGAGCUGGACUGGUGUCUGGACCAGCUGGAGACCAUUCAGACCCACCGCUCUGUCAGUGAGAUGGCCUCCAACAAGUUCAAGAGGAUGUUGAACAGGGAGCUGUCCCAUUUGUCAGAGAUGAGUCGCUCAGGGAACCAAGUGUCAGAAUACAUCUCCACUACCUUCCUAGAUAAGCAGAACGAAGUGGAGAUCCCAUCUCCGACUCUGAGGGAAAGGGAGAAGCCCAUGUGUCACAUCAGCGGUGUGAAGAAGCUCACGCACAGUUCCAGCCUUUCCAACUCCACUCUGCCUCGAUUCGGCAUCAAGACGGAACACGAGGAAGCUUUAGCCAGGGAGCUGAACGACUUAAACAAGUGGGGCCUUAAUAUCUUUCAUGUGGCAGAGUUCUCCAACAACCGACCCCUCAGCUGCAUCAUGUUUGCCAUCUUUCAGGAAAGAGAUCUACURAAGACCUUUAGGAUCCCUGUGGAUACUUUCGUCACCUACGUGAUGACCCUGGAGGACCACUACCACGCCAAUGUCGCCUACCACAACAGCCUUCAUGCUGCUGACGUCACCCAGUCCACCCAUGUUCUGCUCUCCACACCAGCUCUAGAUGCUGUUUUCACUGAUCUGGAGAUAUUAGCAGCAUUAUUUGCUGCUGCCAUUCAUGACGUUGACCAUCCUGGAGUGUCCAACCAGUUUCUCAUCAACACCAACUCCGAGUUAGCCCUGAUGUAUAACGACGAGUCUGUGUUGGAGAACCACCACCUGGCUGUGGGCUUUAAGCUGCUUCAUGAGGAGAACUGUGACAUCUUCCAGAAUCUUAGCAAACGGCAGAAACAGAGCCUGAGGAAACUGGUUAUUGAUAUGGUUUUGGCUACAGAUAUGUCCAAACACAUGAGUUUGUUGGCAGACCUCAAAACGAUGGUGGAAACCAAGAAAGUCACGAGUUCUGGAGUGCUGAUGCUCGACCAUUACACCGAUCGAAUACAGGUGCUGAGAAACAUGGUGCACUGUGCCGACCUGAGCAACCCGACCAAACCUCUGCCGGUGUAUCGACAGUGGACGGAGAGAAUCAUGGAGGAGUUCUUCAGGCAGGGAGACAAGGAGAGGGAGCGAGGGAUGGAAAUCAGUCCAAUGUGUGACAAACACACCGCGUCGGUGGAAAAGAGUCAGGUGGGCUUCAUUGACUACAUUGUUCACCCUCUUUGGGAGACGUGGGGGGACCUCGUGCAUCCCGACGCCCAGGAAAUUCUCGACACCUUGGAGGACAACAGGGACUGGUACCAGAGCACUAUCCCGCAGAGCCCGUCCCCACCUCCCGUGUGCCAGGACAAGGAGCUGAACGCGUGCAGAGACAAGUUUCAGUUCGAGCUCACCCUGGAGGACAGCUCUCAGACAGAACAGGGGCGCGACGAAGACACAAACGCGUCGAACCACGUGGYGCGGGACUGCGGCGACACGGACGAGGAGGACAAAGGCAAGGACAAGAAGGACAUGAUGGCAGAGGAGAACGAGGACAUCAUCGAAGAGGAAGAAGACGAGGUGCCGAUGGAGGAGGAAGACGCAGAAGAGGAGCAGAAAACUCGGCUGGGCCUGGGGUCUGACAAGGAAAGACUCUAUGACACAAGUCCUGUAGAAGAAGAGGAGGAUUCGUCUUCUCAAGCUGAAGAUACAUGAGACCYGCUCCUGUAUCGCCCUCCGAAACUUGCACACGUUCUCUCGUUUCAUCUCUAAGUGGCCAAACCAAGAACAAAUAAAAACUGCAACGACAA